Messenger RNA from Drepanopeziza brunnea f. sp. 'multigermtubi' MB_m1, 759 nucleotides. RefSeq lists its product as uncharacterized. Gene Ontology annotation, biological process: methylation. Gene Ontology annotation, molecular function: nucleic acid binding; protein-lysine N-methyltransferase activity. The record is from RefSeq and is a predicted model, not a curated record. NCBI's taxonomy places the organism in Eukaryota, Fungi, Ascomycota, Leotiomycetes, Helotiales, Drepanopezizaceae.
AUGGAUGACUUUGACGAUGAAAACCCAGUUCUCUCCAGCUCAGCGCUUUCUGCCCUCAGAGAAUUCUACGCCGAGCGGGACGCCCGUGUAAAGCAAUUUGAGGAUCUGAAGAAUGUCGCGGAGCAGAAACAUGACGCGGCUACUAAGCAAGCACCGUUGAGCAUGGACGCAUUCGCAGAGGACUGGAACGAGAGCCAAUUCUGGUACUCGGACGAGACGGCGAAGGCAUUAGCUGCGGAGCUGCUGGUGGGCGCCGGGGCGGGGACGAGCAUUGCAGUUGUAUCUGCGCCGAGUGUGUUUGUACAGUUGAAGAAUAUCUUGGCGCAGAGUGACCGAGAGGAGAGCGAGAGGCCUAAGCUGUGGCUCUUGGAAUUCGACAGGCGGUUCGAGGUCUUUCCGGAGUUUGUUUUCUAUGAUUUCAACGAUCCGCUGAAGCUGCCACCGAGUAUGAAGGCGAGUGUUGAUCAUAUUAUCUGUGAUCCCCCUUUUUUGAGUGAGGACUGCCAGACCAAAGCUGCUAUGACUGUCCGGUGGCUAUCGAAGUCUUGGGGUGUGGCACCGGAAAAGAGAGCUACCCACUCGCGGUUGAUCCAGUGCACCGGUGAGAGGAUGGAGACACUCGUCAACAAGCUGUAUCGAGCUCAAGGUAUUGCAACUACGACGUUCCUGCCUGUCCAUUCCAAGGGGCUGAGCAACGAGUUCUUCUGCUACGCAAAUUUCGAGUGCCAGAAAUGGAAGUGGAAGAACACCUCAGAAUAG